Messenger RNA from Physella acuta, 2086 nucleotides. RefSeq lists its product as uncharacterized. The record is from RefSeq and is a predicted model, not a curated record. Gene Ontology annotation, biological process: meiosis I. Lineage: Eukaryota; Metazoa; Mollusca; Gastropoda; Physidae.
UCUCAAGCUGAUACAUCUUUAGUCGGCAAUGAAACCGAGUGGCUCAAAGAAAUGGAGAAUUCUACAAAAGUUGUUUCUAAAAGGCUAACAAUCAUCCUGACCACUAACCUAUGUGAGUACUUACAUGAUGAGUCAAGAUUUAGAGAGUUUUUGUUUUGUCUAGACAUCCUAGUUUCUGGUGACAGUGAUAGUUCUAUAUCAAAUUCAGCUCAGCUUAUGGCCUCUGGGAUUCCACUUCAUUUGCUUGGAUAUUUGCCUCAAUCAAACCUGAGUGUGGAGAUGCAAGACCUGCUGGGCAACAUUAUCUCUUCCAUGUGUCUACACCUUGCCAAAAUGAUCCUACCAAGUUUACAGAUCAAUAAAAGAAUGUUGACUCUAGGGAUGUCAAAGAUAUCAUGUGUAAAGCUCACCUCACUUCAGCCAGUUCUUGACAGACUCUCCAGUAGAGAAGAGAUAACAGCUGUGCUUACUCUACUCUAUUUCUCUUAUCUUCAUCAAUACAGAUAUUGGGAUAAUGCUCAGCUUCUUAACUUCCUAACACAAAUUUUGAGAAGACACCCAGACAUAUUUUCUUAUGAAAGUGUUGUGAUAAGAGCUUUGGUUUACUUGUUGUCCAGUUGUCAGUUAAGCGUUCCACUUGUCACUGAUUGCUACAGUGGAGAUAUUGAAAAAUUUGUAUUGUUACAGUUAGAGAAAACACCAAUAGAUGUUUGGUUCACUGACUGUCUCAUUGUGUACAAGUGGUGUCUACUGACACAAGAAAGAACAGCAACUCUAGGAACAAAAUUAGUGGAGUAUUGGCUGACACAGAUAGACAUUACUCACUGCUCUGACAGUCACAUGCUGGACAGUCUAAGUGAGAAUAACAAAAUGCUUCUUGAUGACAUGAAGUUUCAUUUUCAAUUUCUUAUGAGUUUAUUGAACCACUUAUCCUCAGAAAGUAUAUCAUCCAAGGCAAGAAAUGUCUUUGUUUAUUGUAUUUCCAAACUCACUCGUGAUGAUAUGUCACUUGUGAAUGCAGUACAUAAGUUGUUCAUUUAUGCUACCAGAAGCUUUGAGACAUCAUAUCUCCAGAACACAACUGCUAAUGUUGCUGAAAACUUUCUCUGUGUUAUGAAUGUCCUGCUAAAUUGUCAGCUGAGCUCAACCAUUGACAGGAUAAUUUGUGUCAAGUCUGUGUACCUAGUCCUGAAGUUAAUAACAAAAGAUGGCCAAACAUUGUCCACUGUGACAAAUGGGUUACAGUUUUUGUCUUCAGUCACUCAAGGGUUAACUUUUCAAGACAGCAAGACAGUAAUUCCACCUAUCCUACAGAAUGAAAGAUUUUUGACUAUCCUUGAGAAGUGUGUUACACAGCAAGAUGCCACCAUAUCACAACCUUCUCUUGUUUUAGUUUCAUGGUUAGCUUUUCAUGAUGAUGGAAUACAGAUCCAAAGAUCAGUGAGAAUAUCAUCAGAUUAUCUCUUGCGAGGUUUAGCCAUGUGUAAGGCAGAUCUCUGUGUUCCACUGAUAAAGUUGAUUGAUGUGGCACUCUCCAAGAAGCAGGGAGCAAUGACAUUUUAUAAAUGUCAACCCAAUUACAAGUCUACACAGAUUUUUUCCUUUAGAGAACUGAAACAAAUAUACUUGUAUUUGCAACAGUUUAUACUUCAGGAAAACCUGGAUGUUAGGUGUUCUGUAGUGAACUGUAUUGAGAAACUACUAGCAGCAGGACCAGAGAUCAAUGAGUAUAUAUUAUACCAAGCUUGGAACAUUCAGAUGCUAGAAUCUGUUUUAGCAUCAAGAAAGCUGCUUGGUCUUACAGAGGCUGAGCUCACUUUGUGCUGUCUGUUCUCAUCAAAAGUUAACAUUUGGAGUAGCAUAGCAUUGGACAGUUUUUUAAUGGCCCUAAUUAACACAGACCUUUUGCAAGAUCAUGGGCACAAAGCUGUUAUGUUUAUGCAAAAAAUUAAAAAAAGCAUAAACUUUGACAAGGAGCUGUUACAAUUAGCUGAAUUACAUCUUAAUGAAGUAACUAUUCAGAAUAGAUGAGCUUGUACUUGUACCAAGAAUAUUUAAAUUAAAUUAUCAAGAUGUUAGAAUGGAU